AAGAAAAAACCCAAAGAUUUAUUGAGCGAGCCACCGAUUGACGCAGUUGAAACACAUGAAUCCAUUCCACGCGGACAAUAGAUCCAGGGAUGUCUCAGAUUAAUCUAACACAGAGAACUUGGUGAAGAAACGUAAUCAGAAAGCUGAUUUAUUAUAUACUUUUCUGCCAAAGAGUUGAUCUUGAGGGGACAGGAGGAGUGAAGAGAGGAAGAAAAGAGAUGAUUUUGAUGGAAUCAAAUCUCAGGUGGGCUUUGUAUGCCAUCUUGAUCUCCAUGACGUUUUCGGGUCUUGUUCUUGAGCAUCAAGUUCUCGCCGAAGGUGUUAAGCCUGAUGAAGCUAAACAGCUUAGAGACGAGGUACGUGAGAUGUUUUACCAUGCUUUUGAUGGAUAUAUGAACAACGCGUUUCCACUCGAUGAAUUGAAACCGUUGUCCUGCCAAGGAGAAGAUACUCUUGGAGGCUAUGCGUUAACCCUGAUUGACUCGUUGGAUACAUUAGCUUUGCUUGGUGACCGAGAGCGCUUCACUUCUUCUGUUGAAUGGAUUGGUAAAAAUCUUCAGUUUAAUAUAAACAAAACUGUCUCUGUGUUUGAGACAACUAUCCGAGUCCUUGGGGGUUUACUAUCUGCUCAUCUGAUUGCAAGUGAUUAUGCAACGGGAAUGAGAAUUCCAUCGUAUGACAAUGAGUUACUAGUCUUGGCUGAGGAUUUGACACGGAGAAUGCUUCCUGCAUUUGAUACACCGACUGGAAUUCCAUAUGGAUCUGUGAAUUUGAUGUACGGUGUCGACAAACAUGAAAGCAAGAUAACAUCAACUGCAGGUGGUGGUACUUUGAGUUUAGAGUUUGGUGUGCUUAGUCGCUUAACAAAUGAUCCUGUUUUCGAACAAGUUGCAAAGAAUGCGGUGAGGGGACUAUGGGCACGUCGUUCAAGUCUCGACUUGGUUGGUGCUCACAUCAAUGUCUUUACAGGUGAAUGGACACAGAAGGAUGCUGGUAUAGGAACAAGCAUUGAUUCCUUCUAUGAGUAUCUCCUCAAGGCUUAUAUACUAUUUGGGGAUGAGGAAUAUUUAUACAUUUUUCAAGAAGCUUACGGGUCUGCAAUGCAAUACCUUCACAAGGAUCCUUGGUAUGUAGAGGUCAAUAUGGAUUCCGGAGCUAUUGUCUGGCCAGUUUUCAACAGCCUUCAAGCUUUCUGGCCAGGACUUCAGGUUUUAGCUGGAGAUGUCGAUCCGGCCAUUAGAACUCACACUGCCUUCUUUAGCGUCUGGAAACGAUAUGGUUUCACUCCUGAAGGUUUUAAUCUUGCUACACUUAGUGUCCAGUAUGGUCAAAAGAGUUAUCCACUGAGGCCGGAAUUAAUCGAGAGCACAUACUGGCUGUACAAAGCUACCAGAGAUCCAAGGUAUCUUGACGCAGGACGUGACUUUGUGGCUAGUUUGCAAUACGGGGCAAAAUGUCCUUGUGGUUAUUGUCACAUCACAGAUGUUGAACAACAUAAACAAGAAGAUCACUUGGAGAGCUUUUUCCUCGCAGAAACUGUCAAAUACUUAUGGCUACUCUUUGACUUAGCUGUUAACUCAGAUAACCUCGUCGACAAUGGCCCUUACAAAUACAUCUUCAGCACUGAAGGACACUUAUUACCAUUAACUCCGCAAAUAUCUCUAGCUCGAGAACAUUGCUCUUACUUUGGCGGAUAUUGUCCUCGCAAUGCCACUAAACCAGAACAAGAACAAGAGAGUACUCUCAGUAACGUUUACCCUUACCACGAGUCCUUUUCAGUUACCGGUUUGAUAAAGGGUUUAUGCCCAGGACUAACUCAUGCUCAGAAAUACGGUUUCUCUUAUGUUUCACCGGAGAAGACAGAACGUGAAGAUGUUAACCGAGCUAAACCGGUAAUUACAAGCCGUUCGAUUGUAUUGGUGUCUGAUCAAACAGUGGAAAAGAGACCACAGGUUGAUGUAGAAGAAGAAGAAAAGUUUACUUCUCAGCCUGAACCAAUUAUGAGUAUCUCUGGUGGUAGUAGCAGCGACCAAACUGGUCAAGAGCUAACCUUGUUAGAGUCAGAAACUGAUGAUCAAAGAUUAUACUCUUCUUAACUUUCUCUGAUUUAUUUUACAUUUUCCCAAAAAUAGAAAAGGUUACAGUUUUGCUUUGUUUUUAAAUGUAGAUUAUUAUCAAAACUCAUCAAGAGUCUCGAAUCCUUCUUAUUUAAGAUCAAUCUUUGCCUCGAAUCCGUAGGCAUUGUUCAUUGUUCAA
Molecule: messenger RNA, 2256 nt
Organism: Eutrema salsugineum
Lineage: Eukaryota; Viridiplantae; Streptophyta; Magnoliopsida; Brassicales; Brassicaceae
Product: alpha-mannosidase I MNS4
Exons: 17
Coding region: 219-2096 (625 amino acids)
Biological process (GO): mannose trimming involved in glycoprotein ERAD pathway; endoplasmic reticulum mannose trimming; carbohydrate metabolic process
Cellular component (GO): membrane; endoplasmic reticulum
Molecular function (GO): mannosyl-oligosaccharide 1,2-alpha-mannosidase activity; calcium ion binding
Source: RefSeq, a predicted model, not a curated record